GUGUAAGGCUGUGGGGAAAAAAUGUUAAUUAUUACGUAGUAUUCUGUAUAUAGACGUAGGAGGAUGUGGCGGAGAUGUGGCUGAAUAAUGGGAAACGUCUUUGGGAAAAAGAGCCGACCUUCUCGAGUAACGGAGCAAGACAAGGCAGUUUUGCAACUGAAACAGCAGAGAGAUAAGUUGAAGCAGUAUCAGAAGAAAAUAAACUUACAGCUCGAAAAAGAACGACUUCUGGCAAAGCAGUUGAUAAAAGAUGGCAAAAAAGAGAAAGCACUGCUGCUUCUGAAGAAAAAAAGAUAUCAGGAUCAGUUAUUAGACAAAACUGAAAGUCAGAUUUCCAACCUCGAGCGCAUGGUUCAAGAUAUCGAGUUUAUGCAGAUUGAAAUGAAAGUCAUUGAGGGACUUAAGGUUGGCAAUGACUGCCUGAAAAGUAUGCACCAGAUCAUGUCAAUAGAGGAUGUGGAAAGAAUCCUUGAUGAGACCCAGGAAUCUAUUGAAUAUCAAAGGCAAAUAGAUGAAAUGUUGGCUGGAGCCCUGACUCAGGAAGACGAGGACGCUGUUUUGGCAGAGCUGGAAGCUAUCACUCAGGGAGAAGACAUAGCACUUCCAGAAGUCCCUACGGAGCCAUUACCAGAGAUACCAGAGGCAGCCAAAGCCGAACCAGAGAGAAGAGAACUGAAGAGCAAACCGAACAGAGAGAUGCUAGCAGCCUGACGGAGCCGUCAGAGUUGGUGGUUGAUAUCCAGUGUUGAGCUGCAAGUAAACAUAGCAGCAUCUCUUUGUUCUUAGUUUUGGUUUUUGAAGGUGAGACCUGCAGACAUCAGAGAAUCCUCAUACAUUUUACAGCAUCUGCUCUGUCUGUACUCUGAUCUGAUCCAAACCAGUUAAUUUCAUGGUCAUUUUUAGAUGUUUUAAACAUUCAUUUAAGUUGUUUUACUAAUUAAAUUUAGCUGUGAGAACAGAUGUGGUUUUGAGUAUUUCUUUUUUUCAAAAACUGAUUCUAUAUUUUUCUUUGUAACUAUUAACAUGGCCUGUAGAGCUAUUCAUUAAUUGAUGGUCCAUGGGCCACACGGGGCCUGCAAAACCAUCCUAAUGGUCUUUAAAACAUUAAUAACUCACAGUAUAUGUGAAGGAAGAAAAGGUUGAAAAAGAAAGAUGAAAUAUUGCACUGAGAGUGUCCUUUUUUUUCUCCUAGCAGCAGCUGAGUAUUCAGGGUUCGACUCCUGAGAAGUGUGUGUGGUGUAAUGAUGACACUUUCUGGCAAUGGCCACAUUAAAUUGGGAAAGAGAAAGACCAAUUUAAGUUUACUGACAGCCGGUUUGAUGUUG
Molecule: messenger RNA, 1325 nt
Organism: Menidia menidia (Atlantic silverside)
Lineage: Eukaryota; Metazoa; Chordata; Actinopteri; Atheriniformes; Atherinopsidae
Source: the annotation of a GenBank genome assembly